This is a messenger RNA of Kockovaella imperatae, 1737 nucleotides long. RefSeq lists its product as hypothetical. NCBI's taxonomy places the organism in Eukaryota, Fungi, Basidiomycota, Tremellomycetes, Tremellales, Cuniculitremaceae. Bases 319 to 1407 code for a protein of 362 amino acids. The transcript has a single exon. The record is from RefSeq and is a predicted model, not a curated record.
UGUCACAUCUUGUCAAACUUCGGUUCAACUGGAAUCUUCAAAUGACCCGAUAGCGCGGCACGGCGUAUCGUCAUUCCACGUCUUACUUCAGUGAUCGUCUAUGUGUUAGAGAUCAUUGUCAGGUCUCACAGAGUUCAACCCAGCACAAUAGACUCCGUGGACUCGUAGCGGACGGAGCGUAAGGAUUCCACCUGACAUCAGAAGCCGAAUUACCACCAUUCUCCACGAGGAGGUAUUCUGACUCGAGAUUCACCUCACCUUGGUCACCCGUCCCAAGGAUAUCAGUAUCAGGGAUCGCAAACGUCUGAUCAGCGACGAAUGAACCGCGAAGACUACUCUUGGCUGUCUGAAUGGGCAGGUGGUAUCGUUGGAUUGGUCGAGAAGCUGGGUUCGACGGAUGACGAGAUGCACAUCGCAUUGGAGUGUCUCGACCUCGUUGCCGAUACCGAUCCACAGGGACUAGCGGAGCUACUCGCAAGCGAUCAAGCGUGCAACAUUCUCCAGACAAUGGACACGGUCGCCGCCAGAUCGAUGCUGGGGAAAGUGUACAUGGCAGAUCGCACUCAAUCCCCCUUGACAUUGCCUGACGAGAAAACUCGGCUGCACGCCUGGGCACACUUCCACUCCGACCCCUCUCUCCUCGUUCAUCUCUUGGUGCCUACUACAGCCGAGCUAUUGGCAGUAUCACCUGGUCAAUCAACCAGCAACAUCGAUCGCCUGCUAAAUCUGGCCAGCCAAAUCAGUACGAAGCGAGAUACGAACUCUUCGCGUCAUUCUGAGAUGAUCCUUGACAUUCUUUCUGAUCCGCCAAAAGAUCCUCUUACACAGCUUGCUCUCGCACGCAGACUCCCAGAACUAUAUGUACGGUCUCGACUUCAAGGGACGACACGGAGACUCAAUCUCGAUGCCUGCUGUGCCAGACGUAUCGUUAAGACUUUGUUCGCCCUUUCAACAGAGAUCAUCGAUGGAAGAGAGUGCUGGAGCAUAGCCAGAAACCUCGCGGGACCGUACCUUGAGUAUCUGGAUACGAAUGAUCCGCUUGCUCAAGCAUUCAGCCCUGAGACUGUCCCUUCUGUCGAUCGGAAGCUCUUUAUACCUGGAACCUCUACGUCUCAGGCCACGACGCUCACAUCUUCCGAGCUCAUUUCUCUGCUCGCACCAGAGCUAUACACGACACUCCAGACAAGUCGAGUUCCUCCUCUCGGGAUCCCUGCUGGGUCCAUCCUUACAAGCUACAACACCCAACCUCAGGCAUCGGCAUCAGCUUCCGCCUUUGGAGGCAAGGUUUACUCAUUACAUGAGUUUAGACGUGAGAGGGAUGCUGGCGGGUUAGGAGGAAGCGGUCUUGGCGUAGGCGCUUGGGUGAGACCCGCCAGCCGACACGUUGAUGAUUUUGGGGGAAGUUGAAGUAGACACCGUCCUCAACGGCUCGCACGUUCCCUCUCUGGACCAGCUUGUCAUCGUGACGAGGGAUCAACGGUCGACAGAGUUGACAAGGGGCUGACAGUGAGAUACCGGCCAUUCCGGUCAGGUCUUUUCUCGCAUACCCUUCCACAUAUAGGAUAUCUGGCUGUACAGGACUAUCAAGAGCUAUAUAGACUUCCUCUGGUCACCUUGUCCGCCCUCCAUCCCAUACGCCAUGCAUACCUUAUGCCAGACAAGCGUGCACCCAUAUAGCUCCAUAGACACUCGCCCGCCACGUGAUCCCUCUGUGCGGAUUUGCAAUUGAUCAAGUGC